UUUUAACCAAGUAUAUUUAGAGUUUUAUCGCCGCAAGUUCGCUCCGAACAGCUCCGCCCUUCCAGCGCGAAAUGAAGUGUUUUCACUUUACAUGUUUGCUACCGAGCGGAGUUUCAAAUAUCGCGCCAGUUGAACACUUUCAACUGCCGCCACCGCUGCCACAAUGGUAAAUGGCCACCUGUGGCCAUCCUACACACUCAAAAAUAGCACAGGUCUUACUAAACAACCCGUACUGAGACUUGCCCUGGGCUUGUGGCCAUAUUUUCUAGCUAGAGAGCGAAACGAGCAGGUGAAGGACCCAUAUAAUUGCUGCUGGUGGCGCUGCUGCUGUUUCUGCUAAUGGUCGUAAUAGCAGACCAGCAGUACCUACAUGCACGUGAAGUCACAGGGACGCUGCGUACCCUCCCAUUACCCAAAUAGAGUGAAGACCGCAUUACGAGUCAAUACCUGGAAUAAAUAGUGCGAUAAACGUGAGUGCGGGUGUGACUGUGCGUCUAAACAAGCAUCAACCUGGAUCUGGUUGGGCCAGGACAAGGACGUACGCAAGCAGGUGGUGUUUUGCAGUAUAACAACAGCAGCAGCGGCAACAACGACUACGGCUGCAGUGGCUGGCGCAGCGCGAUGGGUGGUGGUUCGCGGGAAUCCCCACACGAUUCGGACGCCCGGCACCAGGUCAGCGGGGCGCCUGACGAGGACGAGAUCUUCUGCGAUUUCCAAUUGUUUGACGAACAUGGUAACCAAGCAGAACGGUUUCGUAAGACCUUUUACUACGGUGAACUUCCUUGGUACUCUGAGCGGCCAUCGUUGGCACUUACCUCACUUGCCCUCGAAUUUUUCGUGAGAUCUCUUCCUCCACCGGAUGAGCUACGGUAUCUUGAUAUGGACUACGCAUCACGGGUUAUGAGGAAUGCAUGCGUUACUCCGGCGUCCGUUGUCUUAGCAAUGGUGUAUGCAGACAGACUUCGCACGUACAAUCCACAAUACCUUGCUAAAACGAACUCUUGCGACCUUUUUCUCGUCUCGAUGAUGGUCGCCUCGAAGUUUCUCUAUGAUGACGGCGUUGAAGACGAGGUUUAUAAUGACGCAUGGGCCAAAGCCGCUGAUCUCGAGGUUUCCGCACUCAACCGCGAAGAAAGGCGCUUUCUAGGAGCGAUCAACUGGAAUCUAUUUGUUCGUCCAGCGGAAUACGGUACGGUGUUAAAGGAUAUUGAACAGAGAAUCGCCCUUCGGGAACUCGCCAAGCGCCAACACUAUAUGCCAACUUCGACUACUUUCCCAUCACAAAUCAGUAAUGCCACGUACACCGAAUUGCAAGUUCUUGCCAGCAAUCCGCGCACUCUUGCCGCCAUCUACAACAUUCUUUGUGACUACGUUCUGAAGGUUGCCACUGUCUCAUUGGUUGGUUAUUGUGCGUGUUUGCUCACUGUUGCCGCCUCCGUAGCAGUCGUUCAUUUAAUAUCACUCGUAGCCAAACCGCCUACCGUUACUCCAAGAACUACCACCGCCCCAACCUCACGUACCGACAAUAUCAACUGCACCGGAACCACUGUUCGAAUUGGACUUAAUCCACAGCGGGUUCUGACGACCCGGCCAGGCUGCGCAGCUACGGCUCUAACGCCUGUUCUCUCCGUUCCUGCGUAUUCUGGUCUUCUCCUCGAGCACCAGAAGGAGCUACGGAGCGUUCUGAGAGGAGAUACAACCCCGCACCUCGUCAACGACAAAAGUCACAAGGCUAACGAAAGCGAGCCAGAGGCGACCAUGGAUUCGUACGCAGUUUCUAACAACACCAUGUGCUGUUUACAAAAUCUCGUUAGCUGUCUCGUCACGGAUGGCUUACACAUAUCUGGUACAACACAGAUUCGAACGGAAAUGACUACGCUCGAUAUUCGGUUUUGGGAACUCUUAAAACGGGUCAAGAUGUCUACCCAGCUGAAAGGUUUUGCGCGGCCCUAUGGCGUCGUAAGUUUUUCGGGAGACAUCGUAUUCGCAUAAAACGACUUAACAAAUAAUAGUAAUAAUAUAGUUUGCUGGCGAGUCACGAACGAUAAGUGGGUUCUUGUUUUGUGGUCGUCAAAAAGGCGGCAGUAACAGGUUAAAGUGCAGGUCAAUGGCGGAUUUCCAAUGGAUGAACGUAAUGCAACAGAAUGUGUAUUUCACUCAGAAAAAGUUGCCCGCUAUAUUAUUUGCUAGGCUGCAAUUGAUCUUGCAAACGAUGUACUGCCGGGUGCCAAUUUUUUUCCCGAAAAACUUAUUCUCGAUCACAAAACGCCCAGCUAAUUGAGCUCAUAACGUCUCUUAGAAUAUACAUAAGCGCAAGAUAUGAUGACGAGGCGAGUCUGCCCAAACACCGUGAAACUUAAAGUAAAAAAACCCCGAAUAUAAUACACUAAGCGCGUAUCUAAUUCACGUAGACCACGACUUGUUGUUCAAGUAGAGCUGUAAUCAGAUAGAAUACUAUGUGCGUGUGUUUCCUGCAGCCAAUAAUAUUUAAAAUGAUCACAAUAUAACACGUGCUAAUUAAUAAUAUAAAAAUACAGAUGUAAUGAGGAAUUUGUUCGCCCGGUUUAACCAAAAUGUGAAGAUGUUUGCGGAGCAAAGUGAUUUCGUUUGAUGUGCAGAAUAUAAUUUAAAAAAGUAUAUUGAAUAAAUGCGACAUAAUUUUGCGUA
This is a messenger RNA of Varroa destructor (honeybee mite), 2667 nucleotides long. RefSeq names its product protein CNPPD1. The record is from RefSeq and is a predicted model, not a curated record. Gene Ontology annotation, molecular function: cyclin-dependent protein serine/threonine kinase regulator activity; protein kinase binding. Gene Ontology annotation, cellular component: nucleus; cyclin-dependent protein kinase holoenzyme complex. Gene Ontology annotation, biological process: regulation of cyclin-dependent protein serine/threonine kinase activity. NCBI's taxonomy places the organism in Eukaryota, Metazoa, Arthropoda, Arachnida, Mesostigmata, Varroidae.